AUGCUUGUGAUAGUCGCCGUGCUCUUCGGCACCGCCAUAACCGGCCAAAAGAACUGGGGAAUUGCUUCCGACAUCUCAUCCCUUUGGAAGUACGGCCUUGGAGGCGAGAACCUCUGGGCUACCGCUGCUCUCGACUGGAUGAGGAAAAUGGGCGGGAUCAGCGACACUGCCGGCUUCUUCGCCGCGACUCUCUUCGCAAACAUGUUCCAGAUCGUCUUCAGCGCCCUCUAUCUACUGUACAACAACCUGAUCACAGUACUGCUCGUCGCCGCCGAAUGGAACGACUUCAUUUCUGAACGCAAAUCCCUCCGCGUCUCCGCUCCGCUGGGCAUGCAGCGCGGCAGCUACUUCCUAUCUCUCCCAUACAGCUUCUCCCUCCCCUUGAUAAUAUGUUCCGGGCUUCUCCACUGGCUGAUCUCCCAAAGUGUCUUCGUCAUCCAGACAGUCGGCUACGCUUCCCCCGACUUUCACAUAAACGACGCUCUUGGCGGGUCCAUAGUCGGCUAUUCUAGCCUCGGAAUCCUUCUUUCCAUGAUGUUGGGCGGUACCAUGGUGCUCGCGCUCGUGCUCCUCGGUGCUUUCAAGACGUAUACGAGGACCCGGUCGGUUUACGUUCACGACCUCGAGGGACGUCUGGUACCCCUCUGA
Lasiodiplodia theobromae is the source of this 648-nucleotide messenger RNA. RefSeq lists its product as uncharacterized. Bases 1 to 648 code for a protein of 215 amino acids. NCBI's taxonomy places the organism in Eukaryota, Fungi, Ascomycota, Dothideomycetes, Botryosphaeriales, Botryosphaeriaceae. The transcript is spliced from 2 exons. The record is from RefSeq and is a predicted model, not a curated record.